UGACAAUCAGAGUUUGAUUGAAGUUAAAUUUUCACGCCGAAAUGGUACGACUAUAAUGUUUGUUUCACAUCAAGUUGGUGUACAAAUUCUUAUCAAAAGUUAGUUAAUCUUGCUUUUAAACUAUAGCCAACCAAGUUUCUUUAAAAUAUCAAUAUCGCCCUUAAUAUAUUUCCUUAGCCACAGAAAUGUCUAUUUGGAUCGAUCAUAAUCAGACAACCUUGAACGCAUAACGAUUGCCCAUCAAGAACAAUUUCCAGCAACUUAAUGCCAAAAUAACAAAAGUUGCUAGCUGUAUUUCAACAACACCGUUAUGGUUGAAGUCACGUCUACGUAGUCUAGUUUCUCUACUUUGAUUUGCUGAAUAUCAAUCAUCUGUCCCUAUUUUUAUUUUGGAAUGGUAUCUGUGGAAUGUAACCUUUUCUCCUUCAUCCUACACCUUCUCCUCCUUUCGUCUUUGUGCGCCAUCGCACGAGUGAGCGGGGGUCCGACAUGGUACGACUGUCUAAAGAGUGCCUUCUACUCACAAGCUAAAGAGGAGUUCAACAGCAUAGAGAGACAUUUGACCCCCUAUGGGGACAACACCAUCUACCAGUGCAGUCAAAUUACCAUGGGGGAGCUGAACAACAUGUUCCAGUCCUACUUCCAGAACAAGACUCUGAUGCAGAGUGACUCUGUGUGUAAACAGAUGGACUCCACAGCUCUGAAUCAACAGCUGCUGUCCAUGAGUCAAGUCUUCUACCCCAUAUGCCACAGGGAGUCCCAGAAACUAUUCAAGGACGAGUACACGGGAGGCAGCGGCCUGAGCGUAGACACUAAACAGGGCUUCUACGAUGCUCUGGGCGUGAACAGACAUCUGUGUCCCGACUACGAGCCCUUCAGAGACUCCAUGUUCUCCUGCAACAAUUCAGUGGUGGGACUACCAGACCUGGCACUAGACGACUACCUGAAGAACUUCUGCGUAGGCUAUCGCAACCAGAGAUCUUGUUACAAAUCGACCGUGAAGAAAUUCUGUCCCGGUACAAAUUGGAGGAUACCUUACGACAGAACUCGAGUGCAGGGCUUCGAAGACGUCUGCCGAAUUGCAUCCGACUCCUACUCCCUUCUGCUCAAGCAAUCCACCCUCCCCCUCUCACUCGCCCUAGUCGCUCUCAUUCCAUCAGUUAUAUCAUCACUAAAUAACGCUUUCAACUUCAGUUAAUAAAUUCAUACUGAAUUUUGGUGAAACUGGACAACAAUUUCUAAUAUUAUUUCACCCGCAAAUUAUAGUAUUUUUUUGACGUCGAAUGGAUGGUUAAUAAUU
This is a messenger RNA of Symsagittifera roscoffensis, 1300 nucleotides long. RefSeq lists its product as uncharacterized. The record is from RefSeq and is a predicted model, not a curated record. Lineage: Eukaryota; Metazoa; Xenacoelomorpha; Acoela; Convolutidae. The transcript has 5 exons. Bases 395 to 1198 code for a protein of 267 amino acids.